Eurytemora carolleeae is the source of this 443-nucleotide messenger RNA. RefSeq lists its product as uncharacterized. The transcript has 6 exons. NCBI's taxonomy places the organism in Eukaryota, Metazoa, Arthropoda, Copepoda, Calanoida, Temoridae. Bases 55 to 435 code for a protein of 126 amino acids. The record is from RefSeq and is a predicted model, not a curated record.
CAGUUACAGGCUUGUAUAUGGACAGAGAACACCUUUUUAUGCCAUACAACUAAAAUGAAAUAUUUUUUAAUCUUACUUGGAUUAACGCUGACAGUUUAUGUGAAAGCUCAAGACAUUAAAAUUACUGAUAAUGAAGAUGAUGAUGGAGGAACAGAUAAUUCCGGAAGUUGCCAGGGUGAAGGACAAUCAACAUGUGAAACUGGACAAUUUUGCAGGAAAAACAAAUGUGUUGAAGUUAGUCUAUUGCCUCCUGGUUGCCAGAAGGAUUCACAUUGCCAGACCGGGUUCACAUGUAAUGUUCUUCAUGGUGUUUGUAUCAAUUACAUAACAGAAGAGCAGAGACAGAAAUGGAAUGAUGCGGAGAAGAAAGCCCAUGAUCGAUUAAUCAGUUCCCAAGGAUCAGGGAACAAGAAAGAAAGAGGAAAUGACAAUUGAAGAAAAAA